AUGUCAAAUGACGAAUUGGAAUUACUUCAUGGAUCGAUUACCAAAUUUAUUUCCAUAACCUCAUUUUUUUCCACCAGUUUUAAUCGACAGGUAGCUGCGUCACUGCUUGGUGGCGAUGAGAGUACUGGUGAUCUGAAGCGAGUGCUGUUCGAAAUUGAAGCAAAUCCACAAGUGGUCACCAGCAAACCAUUUGCUGACAUCACCUCACAAAGUCAAUUCGAUGAUGAGGCAGAAGUUCUCUUCAUGCUCGGCUCUAUUUUUCGUCUCGUUGACAUUCGUCAAGAUGGUACUGGAGUCACGAUCAUCCGAAUGAUACUAUGUGGUGAUGAUGAACACGAACUCAAGGAGCUGCUUCAACACAUGAAGACUAAAUUGUGGAGCGGGCCUACAGACCUUUGUUCAUUCGGCGAAGUGUUAAAAAAGAUGGGUAAAUUUGAUCUGGCCGAAAAGUUCUUUCACCUCCGGCUGAAGGAACUUCCACCAAAUGAUCCUAAUCUUGCGACACUGUAUCACAAUAUUGGUUCGACUAUCGACGAAAAAGGUGACUAUGAAACAAGUCUCGAAUGGUACAAGAAAGCACUCGAAACCUAUGAGAGAACUUCUCCACCGGAUCAUGUCAGUAUUGGCAACACAUACAACAGCAUCGGUUUGAUUCACUGGAGAAAAGGUGACUACAGUCGAGCAGUCGAAUCGUACAACAAUGCAGUUUCAGUUUUCGAACAAGCACAUGACGAGAAUCAUCCGAAUAUGGCCGGAUUUUACAACAAUAUUGCCAUCAUCUAUGGCGAACAGAAGAAGUAUUCAGAGGCACUCGUCUUCUUCAAGAAGACACUUACUAUUCAACAAAAAUAUCUACCUGCCGAGCAUCCUGAUUUGGGCAUGUCUUAUAACAAUAUUGGUGAAGUUCAUAGAUAUCUCGGUCAGUAUGAUCUUGCAUUGGAAUAUUACAAUCGAGCACUGAAGAUCUAUUCGAAGUCACUUACUCAUAAUCAUCCACAAAUUGCACUGAGCUGCAGAAAUGUUGGCCUUGUUCACGAGAGCAAUGGUGAUUUUCAACAAGCAAUGACAUUUUUUCAAAAAGCCGCAUCUAUUCGUCGUCAGUCAUUGCCACCUCAACACCCUGAUGUAGUACGAAUCGAGCAAGACCUUCAACGUACAAUGAAUAGACUUUAUUGAGUGAAUAUUUGUUUUUUCCUACUGUUUUUGUUCGAAUAAAUAUUAGCAGGCGCUUACGACGACAGCGAAUCUGAACCAAUGGUUGUGCGAUGGUAGUAAGCGAGAAGGGCAAAUUUCUAACACCCACACACAAGUAUGUGGAAUGCCAGCACUGGACAAGGAACUUUCUGUUGGUACUUAUUCAAUAGUUCCGGGGUGGGUGUGAGUGUGGGGUGUGGGUGUGGGUGGGUAUGGGUGUGGGUGUGGGAUGUGGGUAUGGGUGUGGGUGUGGGAUGUGGGUAUGGGUGUGGGUGUGGGUGUGGAUGUGGGUGUUGGUGACCAUUUAGAGAAGAGUCACACCCACACCCACACCCCCACCCCCACCCCCACCCCCCCCCCCCCCCACCCCCCCCCCCCCCCCCCCCCCCCCCCCCCCCCCCCCCCCCCCCC
Messenger RNA from Rotaria sp. Silwood2, 1605 nucleotides. The record is from the annotation of a GenBank genome assembly. NCBI's taxonomy places the organism in Eukaryota, Metazoa, Rotifera, Eurotatoria, Philodinida, Philodinidae.